AAAACAACACAGACACACGAAAAGACGCCAGAAAAGCGCGUGCGGAAGAGAGGGAGAGAGAGCAGCGUCGGAGGCCUCCUAAAAGGCCCUCACGCACACGGCGAACAGAGCUCGGGUGAGAAACACACAGUAUGGCGAUAUAAAGCAGACUUACCUCGUCAUUCUUGACGUGUAUGUGUGCCAGAUCAGCAGCCAGAGAGCGUUGGAGGUGAGAGGACCGUCAGCCUCUCGAGUAGCCAGAGCAGCGUCAGAGGUGAGAGGACAUUCAGUUUGUGGUGUAUCACCCAGGUAUUACCUGUGAUCGUUACGGUAUUACUCUUUUCUGGUGGCGUAGGUUUCGUACGGACGGUCGGUCGGUCACUGCCUAAGGUGCGAGACGGUGUGUUUCAUAUGAGACAGACGUUCCAAGACGAAGAUGUAGAAGAGAACACAGACAACACCAUGACAAACAUGUACGAAAACACGUAAGGACACGCAACAGAAACCAUCGAUUGUCAACAGGCCAAGACACCGAGGCGUCUGGACAUGCACAUCGUAUCAAAUCACACGCAAAAAGGUGAGAACAGUCCUGGCGAUCAAUAGAGAGACACAUACAGCACUGGCACGGAUGCAGACAGAGCAUGAGCAUUGCAACACGACAGAACGACAAGCAGGACAGCUAAUAGUAAGCCAAUAAAUAUACACAUGCACUGCACACAUAUACACAAAGAAAGCAAGACACGCUUAACGGACCUCCGUUGCUGGCAAUAUACACCCCAUUGCCGUCGGUGACCUCCAUUGCUGGCAACGGACUUUCAUUGCUGGCAACAGACCUCUGUUGCGGGCAAUGACCCUCAUUGCUGGCAACGGACCUUUGUUCCCAGCAAUAUUGAAGGUCUGUUGCUGGCAACAAAGGUCCGUUGCCAGCAAUGAGGGUCCAUUGCCCGCAACAGAGGUCUGUUGCCAGCAAUGAAGGUCCGUUGCCAGCAAUGGAGGUCACCGACGGCAAUGGGGUGUAUAUUGCCAGCAACGGAGGUCCGUUAAGCGUGUCUUGAGGACAGUGAGGCUUACUAAAACGGGCAGACAUCUGAGUCGAACACAGCGAGGACUUGAUGAGCGGGCAGUCUCUCUAUCAGGGCCUCGACAUUUGAUCCUGACAGCUUCCUCGGCCCACACACAAACGCCACAUACACACACACACACACAUCCACCCACACCUCCCACACAGCGACGCCUCUCUCUCUCUCUUCUCUGUGUGCAGAGUUCAGCGACGCCAUCGACGCAAACGACAAGGACGCCGUCCAACUGUGGGCUGCUCUCGCCAAGGCCGAUGACCAGUCGGUUCUGGGCAAGCUCCUCAAGAGCGUGGCCCCCAACAAACUCGACAUCAAGAAGGCCAAGGACAUCAAGAAGAAGCUGGACAAGAAGUGAUUCCACACACACACACACACACAUACACAUAUCUCCUUAUCGGUCAUUUUGUGUUGACGCCCUGGCUUGCCAUCGUUUUAAUCUGCACCUCCCGGCCGAACCACACCUGCUCUGCCUCUUCAUGCUUGCUCGUGCUGCGCUGCGCUGUGCUGUGCUGUGCUCUGCUGUGCUGUGCUGUCUGCUCGUCCUCGUGCCUGCUUCAUGCUGCGUAUUGGUCACCCUACACCACACACACACAGACACAGACACACAGACACACAGAAUUGCAUGAUCUGUGAUGUGCCGUGCCUUCUCUUUAUUCAAGCCACUCACUCACCUUCAUGCUGUUCCAUGAUGGGAUGCUUCACGUAUGGACACACCUCCCCAUUCUCCUUCAACAGCGCUGUC
Molecule: messenger RNA, 1797 nt
Organism: Vitrella brassicaformis
Lineage: Eukaryota; Vitrellaceae
Source: the annotation of a GenBank genome assembly